Messenger RNA from Symphalangus syndactylus (siamang), 4315 nucleotides. RefSeq names its product NFKB inhibitor delta (gene NFKBID). Lineage: Eukaryota; Metazoa; Chordata; Mammalia; Primates; Hylobatidae. Gene Ontology annotation, cellular component: nucleus. Gene Ontology annotation, biological process: regulation of gene expression. Gene Ontology annotation, molecular function: protein binding. The record is from RefSeq and is a predicted model, not a curated record.
GUGCGGGUAGGGCGCGCUUGGCCCCCUAAGAGAGUGAGGGACUGAGGAUCGAAAGACUCCCGAGGCCCUGAGGGACGGAGCUGGAGCAUCAGCCCUUUAUCCCGAGAGUGAGGGUCCUAGGUGUUUGGAGGAGGAGGGGAUCGUGGAUCGUGACGGAGGGGCGGCUGGGAUCCCGGACUUCUGGGUCCUGGGGAUGCAGGGGCCUGGGGAUGCAGGAUCGCAGGGCCCCGAGGGUGCAAGGGCUGGGAGGCUGGAUCCCUGGGUCCUUGGAGGUGCUAGGGGUUGCUGGCAGCCGAGACUCCUACCCCUAGAAGAAGGGACUGGGCUGAGUGCUGGGAGGCGUGGUCGCUUAAAAUCGGCGUGGGUCUCGGUGGGGAAGGGUCCGGAGCCUGGCCUCAGGGUCUACGCUGGAGGUGACCCUGCCUCUGCCCCGCCCUGGGAUUUCCGGAUCGCCACCCGUGCGGGGCUGAGCAGGAAUUCCCCUUGCGCGGGGAUUCCACGAGCGCCACGCUCCGCCGCGCGCCCCGCCUCGGAGCAGGACACCUGGGGCACAGGACUUGGGGGAAGGGGAGGAUGGAAGAUUCCCUUGCGUGAGCGCCGUGGCGUCAGUGCGCCGCGUCGGGGCUGUUUCCGAGCCGCCUCCUCCCGCCCCCGCCCCCCGCAAUCCCCGCCUAACCCUUCCUCUGCUGGAACCCAGGCUCGGAAGGUGAGCAGGGGUGAGCGCAGCCACUGCCCAACGCAAACCGUGAAGAAGCUUCUGGAAGAGCAGAGGCGCCGCCAGCAGCAGCAGCCCGACGCUGGCGGGGUGCAGGGACAAUUUCUCCCUCCCCCAGAGCAGCCCCUGACCCCAUCUGUGAAUGAGACUGUGACUGGCCACCCUCCCUUCCCAGCACACUCGGAGACUGUGGGUUCUGGACUUAGCAGCCUGGGCUUUCCAGACUGGGACCCCAACACGCAUGCUGCCUACACAGACAGCCCCUACUCUUGCCCUGCUUCUGCUGCCGAAAAUUUCCUGCCUCCUGACUUCUACCCACCCUCGGACCCAGGGCAGCCGUGCCCAUUUCCCCAGGGCAUGGAGGACCCCCCAGACACCCAGUUCUAUGUAGAAUCUUCCCUGCCACAGGCCGGACCCUGGAGAGUUUCUGCACUCCCUUCGGGACCCCCACAGUUCCCUGCUGUGGUCCCUGGACCAUCGCUGGAGGCGGCCCGAGCUCACAUGCUGGCUUUGGGGCCACAGCAGCUGCUGGCCCAGGAUGAGGAGGGGGACACGCUCCUUCACCUAUUUGCGGCUCGGGGGCUGCGCUGGGCAGCAUAUGCUGCGGCUGAGAUGCUCCAGGUCUACCGGCGUCUUGAUAUUCGUGAGCAUAAGGGCAAGACCCCUCUCCUUGUGGCGGCUGCUGCCAACCAGCCCCUGAUUGUGGAGGAUCUGUUGAACCUGGGAGCAGAGCCCAAUGCCGCUGACCAUCAGGGACGUUCGGUCUUGCACGUGGCUGCUACCUACGGGCUCCCAGGAGUUCUCUUGGCUGUGCUUAACUCCGGGGUCCAGGUCGACCUGGAAGCCCGAGACUUCGAGGGCCUCACCCCGCUCCAUACGGCCGUCCUGGCCCUUAACGUUGCUAUGCGCCCUUCCGACCUCUGUCCCCGUGUGCUGAGCACGCAGGCCCGAGACAGGCUGGAUUGUGUCCACAUGUUGCUGCAAAUGGGUGCUAAUCACACCAGCCAGUAGAGACGGAGUUUCUCCACGUUGGUCUUGCUGGUCUUGAACUCCCGACCUCAGGUGAUCCACCUGCCUUGGCCUCCCAAAGUGCUGUGAUUAAAGGCGUGAGCCACCGCGCCCAGCAGGGUUUUUUGUUUGUUUGUUUGUUUGCUUUUGAAACAGGGUCUCACUCUGUCGCCCAGGCUAGAGUGCAGUGGUGCAAUCUCAUCUCACGGCAACCUCUGCCUCCCAGGUUCAAGCAAUUCUCUUGUCUUAGCCUCCUGGGUAGCUGGGACUAUAGGCGCACGCCACCAUGCCUGGCUAUUUUGUGUGUGUAUGUGUGUGUGUUUUAGUAGAAGUGGGCUUUCAUUGUGUUGGCCAGGCUGGUCUCAAACUCCUGACUUCAAAUGAUCCUCCCACCUUGGCCUCCCAAAGUGCUGGGAUUACAGGCGUGAGCCACCGUGCCUGGCCCCUAGUUGUUAACUGGGAGUAAUAUUACUGACCUUAGGGUAUGUUAUCAAGCACUUACUAUUCAUUUAUCAAGCACCGAGUUUCAUAGAUUAGCUUAUUGAAACCUCACAAACACCCUGUGACAUGUGUACUCUAUUUUCUAUAUUUUACUGACAAGGAAACUGAGGCACGGGAAAUCAAAAAUCUUUUUUUUUUUCUUUUUGAGACAGAGUUUUGCUCUUGUUGCCCAGGCUGGAGUGCAAUGGUGUGAUCUCAGCUCACCACAACCUCCGCCUCCUGAGUUCAAGCGAUUCUCCUGCCUCAGCCUCCCCAGUAACUGGGAUUACAGGUUCCCACCACCACGUUCAGCUAAUUUUGUAUUUUUAGUAGAGACAGGGUUUCUCCAUGUUGGUCAGGCUGGUCUCAAACUCCUGACCUCAGGUGAUCUUCCUGCCUUGGCUUCCCAAAGUGCUGGGAUUACAAGCGUGAGCCACUACACCUGGCCUCAAAAAAUCUUUUUGAGACAGGGUCUCACUCUGUCACUCAGGCUGGAGUGCAGUGGCACGAUCAUAGCUUAUUGCAGCCUUGACCUUGUGCACUUCAGUGAUCCUCCCACCUCAGUCUCCCAAGUAGCUGUGAUCACAGGCAUGCACCACCAUGCCUGGCUACUUUUUUAUAGAGGUAGGGUCUAACUAUGUUGGCCAGGCUGGUCUCAAACUCCUGAGCUCAAGCAGUCCUUCCACCUCUGCCUCUGAAAGUGCUGGGAUUACAGUUGUGAGCCACUGCACCCAGCCUAAAAAAUCUUAUAGCUCGUGAGUGUCAGAGAGAGAAUUAGAACCCAGGUAGUCUGACUUUAGAAGCUAGCUUUUAAUUAUGUUCUAUUCCUUUCCUGUGACAGUAGCUCCUUCAUAGGCUGGCUGAGAGAAUUAAACAUCCACAAAAAAUGUUUAUUUAUUUAUUGAGAUGGAAUCUCACUCUGUCACCCAGGCCGGAGUGCAGUGGCAUGAUCUCGGCCUACUGCAACCUCUGCCUCCCUGGUUCAAGCGAUGCUCCUGCCUCAGCCUCCUGAGUAGCUGGGACUACAGGCAUGCACCACCACGCCUGGCUAAAUUUUGUAUUUUUAAUGGAGAUGGGGUUUCACUAUGUUGGCCAGGCUGGUCUCAAACUCUUGACCUCAGGGGAUCCGCCCACCUUGGCCUCCCAAAGUGCUGGGAUUACAGGCAUAUAAGCCACCGCGCCCAGCCGAAAAAUGUUUUUUUAGUUAAAGAAUGUUGAACACCAAUAAAAUACAGAAAAUAGUAGAAUGAACUCCAUGUGUCCAACAUCAAUAACCAGCAACUCAUGGCCAGUCCUGCCCCAUUCACUCUCUCGUUUUCAAGUGAUUUUUGUUUUUUUUUUUUUGAGACAGCUCUCGCUCUGUCACCCAGGCUGGAGUGCAGUGGUGCGAUCUCAGCUCACUGCAAACUCCGCCUCCCAGGUUCGCACCAUUCUCCUGCCUCAGCCUCCUGAGUAGCUGGGACUACAGGCGCCCGCCACCAUGCCCGGCUAAUUUUUUGCAUUUUUAGUAGAGACACGGUUUCAUCAUGUUAGCCAGGAUGGUCUCGAUCUCCUGACCUCGUGAUCCACCCGCCUUGGCCUCCCAAAGUGUUGGGAUUACAGGCGUGAGCCACCGCGCCCAGCCUCUCACUUUCAUGUGAUUUUUAAGCAAAUUCAAACAUAUUUUUUUCAAAAAUAUUUGUAUAUCUUUAAAGAAUAACGGUGUUUAGCAGAGUUAGCUAGAUGGUGGGGAGGGACUGUAGGAAGGACGGGCAUGACUGAGUAGAGACAAGACAAGGCGUUAUUAGCAGGUUUGGGAAAUGAAUGAUGGUAAUCUAGGCUCUUAAUGGUUGCAAAGUAGAGCUAAGUGAUCAUUUGGGCAAUACAGAGAAGGUGGAAUUGAUACUUUGGUAAUUCAUUCCUUUCUUCACUCAGAAUUUUGGACACAUAUGAUGUGGCUACCAGUGUGCUGGUGAUGGAGCAUAAAGUUGCUUUUUGUUUGGUUGUUUUUAGAGACAGGGUCUGGCUUUGUCACCCAGGCUGGAGUGCCGUGGUGCGAUCACGAAUCACUGUAGCCUCGACUUCCUGACCUCAAGCAUUCCUCCCACCUCAGCCUCCCAAGUAGCUGGGACU